AUGUUAAUCGCUAAACAUUAUGAUAGGGGUAUAAAUAAAAAUGAAAUAGUUUUCCUCGAUAGUAUGCGUGGGGAAAUGUUAUUGAAUUAUACAGUGAUGUAUCGAGGUGACAGUGAUAAAGAUAAAGAAUUGGAAGUUGAUUAUUCUUCUAUUGAAAAUGAAAAGUGCUCACCAAAUUUUUACAAUGAUCAAUCAGUUGUAGUAACAGAGGCAGUGGUAGUAGCAGCAGUGAUCGUAAGUAGUGGUAGCAACCGCAUUGGUAAUGCUUGGAUCAUUCAUUAG
This is a messenger RNA of Heterostelium album PN500, 282 nucleotides long. RefSeq lists its product as uncharacterized. The coding region runs from base 1 to 282 and encodes 93 amino acids. The transcript is spliced from 2 exons. The record is from RefSeq and is a predicted model, not a curated record. Lineage: Eukaryota; Evosea; Eumycetozoa; Acytosteliales; Acytosteliaceae.